Molecule: messenger RNA, 1697 nt
Organism: Ficedula albicollis (Collared flycatcher)
Lineage: Eukaryota; Metazoa; Chordata; Aves; Passeriformes; Muscicapidae
Gene: NPY5R
Product: neuropeptide Y receptor Y5
Exons: 4
Coding region: 40-1380 (446 amino acids)
Biological process (GO): G protein-coupled receptor signaling pathway
Cellular component (GO): neuron projection; plasma membrane
Molecular function (GO): neuropeptide Y receptor activity; neuropeptide binding
Source: RefSeq, a predicted model, not a curated record
GCGAGCUCGGCUCGGCUCGGCUCAGCUCAGGGCUGUAAAAUGGAUUUAGGAUUCAAAGACGGUAACAACAGGACACAUACCAAGAACACCUCUGCUGCAACAAAGAAUUUUUCAGCCUGGGAUGACUAUAGGAGUAGUGUUGAUGACAUGCAGUACUUUCUUAUUGGGCUGUACACACUUAUAAGUCUGGCUGGCUUUGUGGGAAAUCUGCUUAUACUUACAGCCCUACUUAAGUGCAAGCAGAAGACAGUAAUAAACAUUCUCAUUGGAAACUUGGCCUUUUCUGACAUCUUGGUUGUGCUGUUUUGUUCACCUUUCACGCUGACAUCCGUCCUGCUUGACCAGUGGAUGUUUGGCACUGUCAUGUGCCAUGUAAUGCCAUUCCUCCAGUGUGUAUCAUGUGCAUCAGUCCUAGUUUCAACUUUGAUGUUAAUAUCUAUUGCUGCAGUCAGGUACCGUAUGAUAAAGUACCCUCUCUCUAGCAAUCUCACAGCAAAACAAGGCUAUUUCUUAAUAGUGAUCAUUUGGGCCUUUGGCUUCACAAUUUGCUCCCCUCUGCCAGUUUUCCAUAAAACCGUGGACCUCAGCAAAACUCUCCAUUUAGAGGGACUGGAGAACAGGCUGUUGUGCAUCGAGGCAUGGCCUUCUGAUUCCUACAGGAUCGCCUUCACGAUAGCUCUGCUGCUCAUGCAGUACAUCCUGCCGCUGGCGUGCCUGACCGCCAGCCACACCAGCGUCUGCAGGAGCAUAGGUGCUAGGCUGUCAAACAAGGAAAACAGGUUUGAAGAAAAGGAGAUGAUAAACCUAACUCUUCAUCCCUCUAAGAGCACUGGCACGCAGGUUCAGCCCUCCAGAUAUUCCAGGUGGAGCCGUGCCUUUGGCAGAAGGCACCACAGAAGAUACAGUAGAAAGACUUCAAGUGUGAUGCCAGCUAUUUCAAGGCAUCAUCAGGAUACUCAUUCCAGACAUCUCCCAGAAACCUCUGACACAGAAAAAAGCCAGCUCUUUUCCUCCAGUAAAUUCAUUCCUGGGAUCCCUAUCUGUUUUGAAAUGAAACCAGAAGAAAAUACAGAGAUCCAGAACAUGAUUACAGUAUCCCAGUCCAUCAUCAGAAUUAAGACAAGAUCGAGGAGGGUUUUUUGCAGACUGACAGUUCUAAUACUAGUUUUUGGCUUCAGUUGGAUGCCUCUUCACCUUUUCCACAUUGUGACGGAUUUUAAUGCCACUCUCAUUUCCAACAGGCACUUUAAAUUAGUAUAUUGCAUAUGCCAUUUGUUGGGUAUGAUGUCCUGCUGCUUGAAUCCCAUUCUCUAUGGGUUUCUUAACAACAGCAUAAAAGCUGAUUUAAUGUCCCUUAUUCCAUGCUGCCAAAUACCAUGAUUUUAUGUGCCCCAAGAUAAAGUAAAACAAACAGCUAUGGCUUUCAAGCCUAGUGGUGUGUAUAGCUGUAAAAGCUAAAUUAGUUUAGUUUAGUUAGUUUGACUUCGUUGUGAUUAGUAGCAUUUUUUUGUGGAUGGAUAGUUCUACGGCUGCAUGUAUUUCUUACAUUGGGCAGAAAUAUAUGCAUAUGUUAUAGUAUUCUUUUAUCUGUUACAGGUACGAAAUCAUGCCCAGUGUACAAAACCAGAAUGCCAUGUUCAUUACCCAAAUUGUUGGCAACCUGUACUUUGGAAUUACACAGAAUAUAUAAUGAGUAA